This is a messenger RNA of Thalassophryne amazonica, 2486 nucleotides long. RefSeq names its product cathepsin S, ortholog2, tandem duplicate 1 (gene ctss2.1). The record is from RefSeq and is a predicted model, not a curated record. Bases 126 to 1145 code for a protein of 339 amino acids. NCBI's taxonomy places the organism in Eukaryota, Metazoa, Chordata, Actinopteri, Batrachoidiformes, Batrachoididae. The transcript has 8 exons. Gene Ontology annotation, biological process: immune response. Gene Ontology annotation, cellular component: lysosome. Gene Ontology annotation, molecular function: cysteine-type endopeptidase activity.
UUCUGAAACCACAGAACGUGACUGUUUCAGGUGGAAAGAGGAAGAAGCAGCUCUGGGACACCAUGUGACUUUUUGUUCUUAAGCAGGAACCUAGAAGUUCCGAGCUCACACACCGACCUGCUACCAUGACUCUCAAUCACCAUCCAGGUCUGAUGUUGGGUAGCGUGCUGCUUGUCUCACUGUGCAUCGGGGCAGCAGCCGCGUUUGAUGCCAGUCUGGACUUUCACUGGAACUUGUGGAAGAAAACAUACGGGAAGACGUACCACGAUGAGGCGGAGGAGGCGCGCCGCAGGGAAUUGUGGAACAGCAACCUAAUGCUCAUUACCAAACACAACCUAGAGGCAUCAUUGGGUCUUCACACCUAUGACCUCCAGAUGAACCACAUGGGAGACUUGACAAAAGAUGAAAUCCAGAACUUUUAUGCCACACUUCAUCCACCAUCUAACCUCCAGAGGGCAGUAUUCCCUCCACUUGUAUGGGACUCCGAUGCUGAACUGCCAGACAGCAUCGACUGGAGAGACAAGGGCUGUGUCACCUCUGUGAAGAUGCAGGGUUCUUGUGGCUCCUGUUGGGCAUUCAGUGCUGUGGGGGCCCUGGAGGGCCAGUUAGCCAAACUCACAGGACAGCUGGUGGACCUUAGCCCCCAAAACCUGGUGGACUGUUCCACCAAAUAUGGAAACCAUGGUUGCAAGGGUGGCUUCAUGACCAAUGCCUUCCAGUACAUCAUAGACAACCAAGGCAUUGACUCUGACGCUUCGUACCCCUACAUAGGAGUGCAACAGCAGUGCCAUUACAACCCUGCCUACCGUGCUGCCAAUUGCUCCGCGUACAGAUUCCUGACUGAGGGCGAUGAGAGUAUGCUGAAACAGGCGGUCGCCACUAUCGGCCCCAUUUCAGUGGCGAUUGAUGCGACAAGGGAAACGUUUCACCUGUACCACAGUGGAGUAUACAAUGAUCCAGGCUGCUCUCAGAAUGUCAACCAUGGGGUUCUGGCCGUUGGCUAUGGUACACUAAAUGGUCAGGACUACUGGCUGAUAAAGAACAGUUGGGACACAAGUUUUGGAGAUCAGGGUUACAUCAGGAUGUCACGCAACAAAAACAACCAGUGUGGUAUCGCUUCCUGCGGCUGCUACCCCAUCAUAUAGAUGGACACCAAGGACGGGAUUGGAACUGAAUCCAUGACCAAAAAAUAUAUAUAUUUUUUGAUACUUUUUAUGUUCAAUUAAAGCACUAGAGAUCUUUUUAGUUUAUUUGUAGCUAAACAUUCAUUUCCAUAUGGCAUUUAAUUGCUGGUUUAGUGCCUUACAACACCAUGUAGAAGUUUGCAAACGUGCUGUAAUCUGUGACAGAGGUCCACGUUUUUAAUUAGUCACAUGAUACCACGAUUACCUCAGUAUACCUGUUUACAGAUCAGACAGAUGUCGGUCUGGCAGUAAAUACAGUAUAGAGUGAUGUGAUGAACAGGUGUCAGGUGUGUUUUUUUUUUUUUUUCAUCCUUUGUCUCACCAGGAAAUCACCUUGUUGGUCAAUUUGAUUUUAACAUUUUAUGACAACAGAAAGCUCAAACACAAAUUCUGUGUCUUUUUGCAUGUUUUGCUCAUUUUGAAAGUUGGUGUUGAGCUUUUCAAAAGCUGCUAAUGUUAGAAUGUCACAAAUAUGUCAUAGUCAUACUCUGCCAUACUCUUUAAUACUGUAAAGAACUUCUUCAACUCUACUUCAGCUACAUGUUGGUCCAGUGUUAACUGAGGUCAAAAUGUUUUAUGGACUGAUUUGAUCAUCAUUCUGCACAAACCAGAUCUGUCAGUUAAGAAAAAAUCAACAAUUUGCUUCUUAAAUGAGUGCAUCAGAUGCUUUUUCUUUUUUCUUUCUCUCUUGGUUUUAUGUCAUAGUUGGGGGUUUUAGACACUUGGUCACACAAAACAAGUAUUUUAAGAUGAUUGUAAUGAGCAUUAUUGCACUGUUCUUUCAUGUUUUUCAUACUAACCAAUUAAUUAAUUAAUUAAGAUUAAUUGAUCAUGAAGAUGCUCCUUAGUUGCUGCUGAAAGCAUUCCAAGCUCAUGUUACUGGAACUUGAAAUUCAUGUUGAUUUACAAAAGUUUGCUGAAAAAUACCAAAUAUGAAAGCAUGAUUUUGGGCUAAAAUACAAAAGAAAUUCUGAACAAUAUAUGUGAAAUAUUAUUUGACAUACUGGUGCAAACAGCAAAAACAGGGCCUUGUUUAACAUUUUCUCUGUAAUGUUACAAAAAUGAUUUUGUUGAAGUGUUGGAACAAGCAGAAAAAGAAUAGGCUACUUAUGUGUUCUAAAAAAAUGAAAUUUUAAAAUUAAAUAAAUGUUUAGCAAGUCGAUUGCUUUGAUUUUGAUGUAACAGAUUGUAUGCAAUUUAAAUAUGGAUUAUAAUUGUGGGGAAAUUUGAAAUUCAUCAUCUUAGAAAAAUGAAAAUCAACAGUUUCUUCCCGUAAACAUAAAAAUAAAAUCACCAUACAGU